Messenger RNA from Tribolium castaneum (red flour beetle), 3317 nucleotides. Its product is annotated as mucin-2. Lineage: Eukaryota; Metazoa; Arthropoda; Insecta; Coleoptera; Tenebrionidae. The record is from RefSeq and is a predicted model, not a curated record. Bases 216 to 2651 code for a protein of 811 amino acids. The transcript is spliced from 6 exons.
UAACAGUAGCUUGCUGGUUACUCGGGGCCUCAAUAGCGAAAGUUGCCCCGACGGAGUUGUGUGGUGUUGUUGGGCAUGUGGCGUUGUGUGUAACGAGUGAGAUUCCGGGCUUUGUAGUGACAUAGUGUGCCUAGUGCAGCCAAUCCACGCGGCAAUAUUGCCGCCCUCAAUUUUUUUAAACCUAAUUUUAACGUAGUUUAGUGCAAAGACUGAAAAUGGCACAAGGCACUUUGCUCAUACUUGUAUGCGUAACGACCGUAGCAACUUUCGCUUUCCCCCAUCCUGGAGAGGACGUAAUCACACAACCUAAACCUGGGGAAGAGUACGUUUUCGUGCAAACCACGGGUUCAGGCGCCCGUCCCAUAGCACGAAAAGACAAGCUAACAAGUGAGGAGCGUCCUUUCGAAACCGCCCACAAACUUCCACCAUCUCUCACAUACAUCCUGAACGAAAACGACGACGAUGUUAAGACUAAGACCAAACGAGCGGCCAAUCCGGCCGAAGCCCCGGCUCCCGCCCCCGCUGGUGCAAUCAAACUAGACGUGCAAAAACUUUUAGAAAAAUACAAGACCGAACUCAAGACUAGCACGACCGAAGCUCCGAAAACCACAGCGAGAACGACGCGGAGGAGAGGCAACAAGAGGACGAAAAAGGAGAUUAAGGAAGUUGAAGUCACUAGUCCUAGCCCCGUUUUGACGACUGGAGCCAGCGUCCCCAAGAAAGUCGACGAUGAUAUUCCUCUAGUUGCUAGUGGGAGCGAGAAACAGCGAUCGCGGAUUCAGAUCAAAAAGGCACCCAAUGGGCAGGAGUACGAAUACGAGUACGUUUAUUAUUACUACGACGAAGAUGAUGAUGCGAAAGUGACCAAUGCCCAUGAUGGGCCUGCUAAGGCUGCGAACAAGAGUCGAGGGGCUGUGGAGCGAACCAGUGCAGCUCCUGAAGCCAACGAAGUUGUGCCCUCGUCCCGCGGCAAGACUAGAGGCCGCCAACUGGGCGAGGAAGAAGUCAGCGAGGAAAGGCUUCCUGCUAAUACGAGGUUUCCUCCAAGAAGUCGCAAUCUGAACACUACGCCUUUACCGGAAGAGGAAACUAAAGCGACAAGAGGUCGGGGAAGAGGAAGGCCAACUACUGAGGCUGCACCUAGCACUGAUAGUGUUUCGGACGAAACUCAGGGGUCUCGGGGGCGCACGCGUGCCAACGUGAGAAGGCCUUCCUUGGAAUUGGUUGACAAUGCCUCCUUUAACACCCAUCCAGGAUCCGAACCUUCCGGAAGCAGCCCGUCCUUCCCGACAGACCUUCCAGCUGGACCGGUACGUUUCUUGGGAGCAACGCCUAAUGAAAGCGUGGAUCCACCUGAACCCAUCGCCACGUCCGACAAUCUCCCAGAACCAAAGAAAGAAGAAACCUCGACUGAAACCGCCGAAGAAACCGGGACAACAGCCAUGUCAGCCAUGGACAAAGUGGCCCUCGACCUCUAUGCGAUCCUCCAAGGGACUCAGAAACUCUCCGGAGAAGAGGGCGAUUUCAGUAGCGAGGAAAAUGCAACUGAUACCGAGGUCACAACUUUGGAACCCACGACCGAACAAAUUAUUGAGACUACAACUCCCACAACUACGACAACAACAACCACAACCACAACACCAGCUCCUACGACCACAACCACGACGGAAGCACCAAUCGGACGAGGAAGAUUUAAGGGACGUGGGAGGAAAACUACGCAUUCUGCGUCGACGACCGAAGCUGCACAUGCAGAAACUAAACCAAAAAGUAAAUUCAGUAGACCCAGCUUUGGAGGGAGACACAGAGCUGGGGCUAGGUCGACCACGGAGGCGGCAGUUGAACAUGACGCUUCCAAGGAGGAAUCCAAGCCAGUGAGCCACUCUCGGCCCACUUUAAGCCGAAAUCGCUUCGGCGCGACGCGCUCCAGGACCCGAACAACUGCUGCACCUUCCGACUCCAACGACGACUCUCCUAGCAGCACCUCAGCCCCAGUAUCAAGACCAUCUCUCACACGCCCUCGCUCAUCCUUCAAUCUUCGCACUAGAGGACGUUCCACCACCACACAAUCACCCGAAAAUGAAUCUCACGACGAGGAAACUGCUUCCAGCUCCGAACCUGCGAGCACCACCGCCAGAAGUAGACGCGUUCAAGGCAGUGGCGUAAGACCCCUAAGACCUGGACCUCGAAUAAAUCUAGCCAGAAGCCGCCCUGGACAAAGUACAACCACCACGGAAGCUCCCGCCGAAGACCAUGCAACGGGAGAUGCGGAACAACCAACUAACACGAACUCUGAAGCUUCGGAAGAAAAAGAUAAAGAAUCUUCGGCUCCAGUAGAUAAUAGUCCUUUAGGUAGAUUGAAAAACAAGCACCGGGUGAACGUGCAAGCCCGGCCCAAAGCUGCAGCGAGCACUCCGGUGCAAGUCCGUCGUGUGAAUCCACUGCUUGCAAGGAGGAGACCUGGGCAAACUACGGAAGCUGCGUCUAGUGAAGCACCACAAGAAGUGAGCACCGAAGCAGCUGAAGCUGAAGAACACGAAGAAACCGAAGCUGCAGUUGAAGCGUCCAGUACUACCACCGAGGAACCUAGAGGAUUAAACAAAUUGCUUGCAGGCAGGAGAAGACUAGCCACCAGACCGGCAGCUCACCACUAAGGCUGAAGAAUAAUUGAAAAUCGUGAAUUUGAACCAGCAAACUUUUUUGAUUUUCAGUUGAGUUAGAGUAAUUUUAAUAAAAAGGAAUAAAGUUAUUUAUUAUUUUCAAGUUUUUGAGCAAAAUUUUACAUGUACUAUUUUCCUUAAACUAGAUUCGUAAAAACUGUUUUGUAGUCUAUGAAAUAAAACAUUGCGAGUAUUGUCUAUUAUUUUCAAUAAAAGUAUAAUUUUGUACAUACGUAAUUACAUACUUUAUUUAUCUCUUACGUAUCUAGCAUAAUUUCGAGCUUAAGGAUAUUUUAUACUUAAUUAUUAGAAAGGUAAUUAAGACAUUUUUAUACGCAGGCCCAAACUGUGCCAAUAUUAUUUUACAAUUCAAUAAAUGUAGGUAAUUUAUUUUGAAUAAUUUACCCAAUGCAAAAAUUAUUAUAACAAUUAUUUUAAAAUAACUAUCAUUUUUAUAAACCAAUACUCCUCCAAAAAAUAAAAGAAUCCGCUCAUUCCUUUUUCUGCACCGAUAAUCCUUAUACAAUAUCAAUCUUUGUGUAAACUGACUGAAAACAAGUUUUCUGAAAAAAUUCGAAUUUUUGCUUUUUUUAAUGUUGACUUAGACAUGUGAUCAUUAAAGGUUGUAAUCCUUUUGAAAUAAAGCUCUAUUGUUUGGAA